Anolis carolinensis (green anole) is the source of this 2228-nucleotide messenger RNA. Its product is annotated as maestro heat-like repeat-containing protein family member 7. The record is from RefSeq and is a predicted model, not a curated record. The transcript is spliced from 14 exons. The coding region runs from base 248 to 1834 and encodes 528 amino acids. NCBI's taxonomy places the organism in Eukaryota, Metazoa, Chordata, Lepidosauria, Squamata, Anolidae. Gene Ontology annotation, cellular component: cytoplasm.
UAGUGGACCUCUAACAGCCAGAGGUUUUCUGUAAGACCUGCCUCUCUCUCCCUUUCUCUCUCUCUCUCUCUCUUUGGAGGGGGGCAUUUUCCACAAAAAUGACCAUCCAUUUCAGCUAAGUAUUAUUGUGUACUCAAAGUACAGGAGACAGCUUUUCCAUAUGACAUCAGAGGCAAGUCUGUACGGCUCCAUAAAACCCUUGACAACUCUUCUUUGGUAGGAAGAAAGAGAAGCAUUACAUUUCGAUAUGCUGGAAAGGCUUCGGGUCCUCAUUCAAAAAAGGAACUCUAGUCUUCACCUCCUGGGAGAGGAAAACAGCAAUACACUUGAGAUACCUGCAGCUGUUUCUACAGGUGGGCAACACAUGGACUACUGCAGAAAGCAGGCAAUGGCCCCUGAAACAAAAGUCCAGGGGAAGACCCCUUCCAGGCUUUGGAAUUUUCACUCCUGCCGAGCAAAUAGAGAUAUUUCCGUAGGAGAUGGUGAAAGCACACGGAUACUCUGGGAUUGCUGCAAAAACUGCAAAAUCAACCCACACGGUGCUAAACCUAAGGAGGGGAAGAAACAGAAACCGGAGCAAAGCUGCAAUAUGAACAGAAUAGAGGUGCCUUCCAUAAUACCCCAAACCUCUGCAGCAAUAACCUUCACCACAGAUAGCAUCCUUGGAACUGUAAUGGAAGCUUCAAUAGACACCCUGGACUCUCCCACCCCUUCCUUCCUGUCAGUCCACUCAGAGCAGACCAGUUUAUUGGAUGUCGAAGUCAUCAUGGGCAUCAUGGAAUAUGCUCACAGUGAAGAAAAGACAUUCACAGAGAGCAAUGAGGAGAAUAUUAACUUCCUCCGUGCCGUCUCUGCCACUUGCUUAGCUGCCUUGAAGAAUGGCCAAGACACAUUGGAUCUCCCAUAUACAAAAGCACAAUUGGUGGAGGUGGUAUUGAUGGUGAUGGAGACACUGCCCUGCCAUUCUGUGCCAUCGUUCACACUCUCUUGCGCAAUGUUGGCUGUCUACAAUCUCAGCAAAAUCAAGCCACCUCUUGAUCGUGAGUUGGAAUCGUGCAUCCUGCGGCUGGCUCUCCAUGGUAUUUUCAGCAUGGAAACAGAACCAGAGAAUUCUCACAGUCAGGCUCUCUACAAAUCAUCCUCAGACACAAUGGAAACUAUGCUGAGGGGAUUGUUGUCUGAGGUUCCAACCACAAGCCACCUACUAUUUAUAUUGGAGCACAUCAAUUUCUGGAUUCAUUCACACGAUGUCCAAGAGAGAUCGAGGGCUAUUAAAUGCAGCACUUCAUUGCUUCGCCAUGCUAUUCGUAUACCAGAUUUUGAAAAAUCUGGUGAACUCCCUGCUUUGGGACACCAAGUUGCCCAGUUUGGAGUCUGUAUUUCAGAUUCAAUGGAAGAGGUGAGCUAUUCUGCCAGAGAGGCUAUUAGGUACCUAUAUCUGCUGCUACUUCAUCAAAUGGGGCUGAGCACGGGGGAAACUGGAAAACUGUGGUGCCAGACGCCAGAAAAUAAGAAGAUGCUGGAUUAUCUAGACAUCCGCAGAGUGGGUGAGUUAUUUGGGAAGAUCUUCACAGAGGAUCAGAAGAAGACCUUUCUGCGGACGUCUUUGCUGGCCACAUAUGAUCCCUUGAGGAGGAAAAGUGAAGCUGGGAUUCUCCUGGUAUAUUCCCUUCUGGGGAAGGCAGAGGAGUUAAUGGGGGAUACGUCAAGGGUAAUAGAAAAGAAGAUCUACAAGCAGCUGUUCAAACUUCGGACGCUCCGGGAAAUGCCAGUAGCCUUGCAAAGCCUCAUUCCAAAUAAAGGUGAUGGGAUACUAGAGGAUAAAAAGAACUAAAACACCCAUGGCAGUAUCACUUCAGGCAGGAAAACAAAGGCAACAGGAAGCAAUGGUUAGCUGUGUGUUUCUCUCUCACCUCUGGCCUCUUUCCUGGAAAUGUCUCUUCCUCCCAUCCACUGUAACCGAAUGGCAGAACGCAUCACAAACAAGAAAAUGUGAUAUGGUCUACCUGCAACCCAUUUUGUGUGGCAUUUCAGAGCAUCACUCUUUAUAAAAAGACAAUUUACAGCAUCACACAGUGGAGUAACCGGGUACGAUACCAACAGAGGGAAGCUACCAAGGGGCACAUUCACUUGACACAGCUAUACAGUGAUAUUAGGGGCCAGAAUCGAUACAAAAUCCUUUUUACUUACAUGUAAUUAAAUGGUCACAGUGAUUUCUUCCUCCUCUA